AUGGGGCGGGCGGGGGGCGCAGGGCCUGGGCGUUAUUACCAGGGGCUGCCUGAGGGCGGGGAGCCAGGGGAGAGCCACAGGAAGUCUCCCGCGCUCGAGCGGAGCAGUGCUCGCUCCUCGCGGCUCCCGAGGUCGCCCUCCCCUUGUCCCUCAAAGCCCCUCUCCUAUUCUCUCAGUCGGUGCACAAGGGACGCCGCCGCUGCCUUCGCCGCCGACCCAUUCUGCCCAGCCAGUCUCCUGGCUCCGCUGGCGCCGUGUGCACAGCCAGAGCGGCCUGGCUUCCCCGGGGACGCAGCCGCGGACCCGGGCUGGGACAGCAGCCGUUCGCCCCCCACCCCUCCUCGCGAGCAGGAGGUUGGGUGGAAAAAUAUAGUUCCAAAGGGGGUAAUGAUCAAGCUUUUCCUCUCGGAAGCCUGCGCCACCUCAUUUCCCAUCAGUAAUCCCAAUAAAAUUAACGUCGUGGCUGCAAUUGAAAAGAGAAGGGCCCGCGACACUCCUGAAAUAACACACUCUCCCCCAGCAAAAGGGGUCUCCUUGUUGGGCGAGCAACUCGCUCAGCUUUCCGAGAGACAAAAAAGAGAGGAGAGCAACCAGCUAGAAUUGGAGACGGAGGUGGAGGGUGAGUCCAGCCAACCCGGGUCGGCCGAGAGCCGGCCCGGUCCCCAGCGACUGUCUCUGCAGAGGCCCUCGGAAGACCCUCUCCGGGAGGCCAGGCCCGUCCCCCGGGCGCCCUCGCCCGCUCUCCUCCGCUGCACACGCGCUCCUGCUAGGGGCGCAGUCCACGAGGGCUCCGCACGGUCCCAGGGCCUGCGACCACCCGCCCGGAACCGGCUGGCGCUCGCCCCCAGCCCCCAGCCCCCAGCCCUUAGCCGUCGCUCCUCCUCGGCAACUCGCGCCAGCAAGUCCUGCCCACGUCCGGCGGGGUUCGCGGCCCGCCCCCCUCCGCAGCUUGGCUCCGGCCCGCGCAAAACCCAGGCGCAGCCCCUGCGUGGAUGCGCUCUGCCACGGGCCGGGGUCUGCGCAAGCCGGCUCCCGCUGCACGGCGGCGGGCGCUUCCCGCACGGGCGCCCCGGCCCGCGGCCCCCAGCCCCCAGCCCCCGGCGCGGGCUGCGCUGCGAGGCGCGCGAGCGGGCGCCGGCCCGGGGCUCAGUCGAAGUGGCCCGGGCAGCGGCCGCCCCUCGCCCUGCUCCCACUAUUGUUGCCUUCCGCGUCUCACCCGGCUCGCACACACCCCCGAGCGCCAAGGGGAGGAGGGGAGCGGGGCUGGGAAAAGAAAUAAAAAUGGAGGUAGAGGGGGAGGGGAGAGGCAGGCCCAAGUUAUCACAGAUCCAUGAAAAACAGACCCUUCAGCGCUCCAUCACUGAAUGUGAGAUCCUCUCAACAACCACACUGGACGAGAACCACAGAGUAUUUUUAAAAAUCGCACCUACUUAA
Molecule: messenger RNA, 1434 nt
Organism: Lepus europaeus (European hare)
Lineage: Eukaryota; Metazoa; Chordata; Mammalia; Lagomorpha; Leporidae
Exons: 7
Coding region: 1-1434 (477 amino acids)
Source: RefSeq, a predicted model, not a curated record